GUCAAACGAUUCUUUACCAAUUUCGACCAGGAAGUUUGAGACCAAAAACAUCGAAAAUGUUGUAUUUGGAAGAUUAUCUGGAAAUGAUUGAAAAUCUUCCCAUGGAAAUGAGGGAAAGAUUCACUGAAAUGCGUGAAAUGGACUUGCAAGUUAACAAUUCUAUGGACAGUCUAGACGAACGCAUCAAGUCUUUCUUCAAAAAGUGUCUGCAGCCAAACGUGGAUGCUGAUUGGAAGACCGACAAUUUUGGUAAAAUCAAGGAGGACUACUACAAUGCACUGGAAAAUGCAGAUGAGAAAGUCCAGUUAGCCAAUCAAAUUUAUGAGCUUGUUGACCGACAUUUACGAAAAUUGGACCAGGAAUUACAAAAGUUUAAAAUGGAGUUGGAAGCUGAUAAUGCUGGAAUUACAGAAGUAUUAGAAAAACGGUCUUUAGAGUUAGAUAUUCCUCAACAGGCAAUGAAUAAUCAUAGAUUUAAAGAGCGAAAACACCUCCAUGCAGCCCUUACGAAUCACGUCGACAAACGGUCCAGUACCGACAAAGUCUUGUCAUCGCUGGCCAAUGAAGCAGCUAGAGAAACCCUUACGUCCCACAGAAGUGCUACCUCAUCUCCAAGUGUCUUUACAUCAAACGCUCCUCAGUCGUCACUGGGAUACAACGUUGUCCAAAAUCAACCGUCAAGGAAAGUUACCGUUGGUCAAAUGGGUGCAGGUAGCAAUGCUGCUAUCGCUGCUGCAGCAUCGCAAGCGAUCGCAGCCACGCAGCAAAUGCAGCAGGGAAGGCGCACGGCUAGUCUGAAAGCUAGCUAUGAGGCCAUGAGCAAAAGUUCAAAUUUCGCCCAAGAGUUGUUGGGUGGUUAUGCUGGUGCUGCUGCGGCAUUAAAUUCUGAAGCACCGCCGCCCCCCGCCCCAACAACGUCAUCAUCCACUUCCAGAUCUAGUAGGAGUAGUAAAAAAUCGAGUAGCAAGGCAGCAGCGGCAGCCGCCCGAGAAGCAGCUGCUCAACAACAACAACAGCAACAACAACAACAAUCUUUAGCGCUAACGCAACCCUCAGUGAUGCCGACGACCAGCCAACCUACGACUCAAACUGCUGGCACAACGGGCGAGGGAGAGGUGUUGGAAGAGGCACCAGCUGGUGUUGAAUGGACGUACGAUCCUAAUGAACCACGAUAUUGUGUUUGUAACCAGGUUUCUUACGGUGAUAUGGUCGGCUGUGAUAACGAUGACUGUCCUAUCGAGUGGUUCCAUUACGGCUGUGUAGGUCUCACCCAAGCUCCAAAGGGCAAAUGGUAUUGUCCGCAGUGUCUUGCUGCAAUGAAACGACGUGGGCGCAGAUGAGGACAUGAUGACUGGUAGACGUGGGUUCAAACGAUGGUACCAGUCUGGAGCAUGUCUGCAACGGCUACUGGAGACAGGGGUAGAAAAUGCUUUACUGGAGAACAUGCGACCUAACUGAGAACAGACUAAUAGCUUGCUUGUACUUGAGAACAGAAUUGAGAAAAUAACCCACUUGAUAACAGAUAAGAAAAUAAAGAUAACCGUGAAAAGACUAAAAUAUGACGAGAGGAGAUUAUUUCAAGUAUCCAAGCUACAUGUACUUGGUUGAAGUAUCUAAGCUACAUGUACUUGGUUGAAGUAUCCAAACUACAUGUACUUGGUUGAAGUAUCCAAGCUACAUGUACUUGGUUGAAGUAUCCAAGCUACAUGUACUUGAAAUAUUUUAAAAAUGUAGAUGCGAAGUUUUGAAAAUAAACUCAAGAGAGGCGAAAUUAUCCCAGAGUGAGCUGAAGGCAACCCAGUAACAAAUGAAAUGGUCAAUAAACUCUUCCUGAAAAAAACAACAAAUGUACCUUUGGCCACGGUGGACAUUGAACAAACCUCUCCUUGACUACUCUGUGUGGGUACUUAGUUGGUUUUGAGUUGGACUUGUGUUCCUUGUUGUGGAGUCGUGCAGUUAAGGGCAUGAAAUAUAGUUGUCUUGUGGUAUCUAGGUCUAACAAUGAAUAAGCAUGCAUAUGCAGAAAUAUUGCUUGUUGCGGAGACGAAAAUGGCUUGGUUGCGGAGGGCUUUAUGAUUGCUUGGAAGCAUGUUGGCGGGCCUGAUCCAGUCGGUGAUUGGGGUCUUGUCCGACUCCUUAGAAUAGGGGUUACAUGUGUGAUAAUGAAUUGAAAGAAAAACAAAAAAACUGUCUAAGUCUACUUGUACAUGGUAAACUCCUUACUUUAUAAAAACAUAUUGAUGUGGUUCUAAUUAAAAAUCCAGGGAUAUAAGUCUAUUUGGUGGGAAAUGUUACCUCAAUUAUUCCAUGAUAACUUCUUAACCAUAAAAAUCAGAUGGAAUGAAUUCAUACUGUAAAUUUCCUCUUCUGCUAAGGUGGUCUUAACAAUCUUUGCAUGAGCAUAAUAUGGAUUGUCCUUGGGUACCAAUUCGUAUUGAUGAUGUUACCAAUUGCCGAUAUUGUGAGGCAGUGUCUGUACUUGAUAUCAUGCUUAAAAAGUGCUGUUGAGACUAGCAUAGUGUGGAACCUCCCUUAUCAGACACCUCUGUUAGCAGGACACCUUCUUAAUAUGACUUUUUAUCAGGACUCAUCUCUGUCAGCACAUAUUUGUUAGUCCUUGGGUGUUCUUAUUGGGAGGUUUUACCAUAGUUUAAAAGGGCAGUAGUGUUUGUUAUUUAAAAAAGCUGAAGAGUGAUGUUAGCAAAAACUUUUAAAAGAGGAGUUCACUGUGUCGUCGCAUGCCCAGGUGUGGGAGGUGGUCAGAAUAGACAGAUGCUGGUGUAAAUAGGACUUUAACAAAGCAAUGUUGGGUGUUCAAAUGAUUUAGUUAUGGCUUGAAUUGAGCCAGCUGACAAAGGUACUGGACAUGCACGCCUGUCUGUUGGUGUAAGACGGUUGUGAUUGAAGAAUAGAACAAUAUGUCUGUUGAACAUUGCCAGCACUCAAUAAAGAAUGAAUUUUUCUA
Molecule: messenger RNA, 2965 nt
Organism: Lineus longissimus
Lineage: Eukaryota; Metazoa; Nemertea; Pilidiophora; Heteronemertea; Lineidae
Product: inhibitor of growth protein 3-like
Exons: 8
Coding region: 57-1340 (427 amino acids)
Biological process (GO): regulation of DNA-templated transcription
Cellular component (GO): NuA4 histone acetyltransferase complex
Source: RefSeq, a predicted model, not a curated record